AUGCCUGAACUGAAUAAGCCAUCUGCUGCAUCCGAUCCCGGCAAAGGAGGGAUGUCAAGAGCGUCAUUGAGUCAGACAAGAAUGAACGUGAAUUUAACUGGACAGUCAGCUCGACUGGCUAACACGAAUGUCAAGCUACUUGGACAAGUUCGUGCGGAAUCAGCGGUUCCGGCUGCUUCCAUGUUUAAGGCGAGAGGUGCACAGUCUACAAUGCCAACAGCGAGUUCUCUUGGACAGACAGCUGGUGUUGGAAGGCCUAUGCCCGGCCGCAUCUCCUCUCUCAGCUUGAACAGAGCUACAAGCUUGCCGCUCAGUCGAAAUGCCCCCAAAGAUCCCAGCUUGAAUUUGCCCCGUCAACCAGCGGGACAGCAGAGAUCCAUCAGCAGCACCGUCCAAGAAAAGAAUUCUGUGAAGCCACUUCCCAUUUCAUUGCGCACGAGCAUCAAGCCUGGGGGUGAAUCGGCCACAGUCGCAAAUCGUACUCCUUUAAAGAUAUCAACAAGCACCAACCGCCUUUUCUGUGAGGGCAAAACUACAACUGAGAAUGGAGCUCUGGGAAACAGGAUCAGCAGUUUGCGAAAGUUGCCUUCGAUUUCCAGCAAUCCCACCAUGGCAACAUCAGCUCAGCCUCGGGUGGCUCAUGUCCAAGUUAAGGAAGCCUCGCCGGUCACAUCAGCUAAGCCCUCAGCAAUGGAAUCUCAGCUGAAUAACACAUUCGUUUUCGGGCAGCAUCCUGCAUCUGCACUGGAAAACAGCACAUCGCUCAGCAAGGAUGUGGCGAAUGUCUCUAAGCCUGAUGCACAAGAAAUUCUUCUUAUUGAACCAGCUGAAGAAGAGCAAGACAAAGGUGACAUGACUCUAUCCUUUCCUGCUGCUGUAAAAACGAUCAAGGAGCAAGACGGCGUGCAGAACAUGGGGAUGGUGGUCAUGCAAGCUGGCGGUGGACAGCUUACGGAAAUCCAGUACAAAGGAAUUGGAGAAACGAGCCAAGAGUUUGAAGGAGAGGCAACAGGAGUUGAUGAGCUUGAUCAGGUGUACAGGAUGCUGCAGCGUAAGCAUGAAGAGGCUAAAGAGCUACUCGUGAGGGUGAUGAUCAACCACAACCUGUUGGUGCGGAUGAAUGAGAAAUACAGCUACGAGAACAUUGAGAAGAAGCGGCAAGAUAUUCUGAGCUUGAUUUCACGUGGCACUGCCGAGGAGUAG
This is a messenger RNA of Closterium sp. NIES-65, 1203 nucleotides long. The record is from the annotation of a GenBank genome assembly. Lineage: Eukaryota; Viridiplantae; Streptophyta; Zygnematophyceae; Desmidiales; Closteriaceae.